UAGUUUAUCUUGAUGAUAUAAUUGUUUAUUCAUCUUCAUUUGAAGAUCAUUUAAAUCAUCUCGAACUCGUUCUUCAACAAAUACAAAAUAGUGGUUUAACAUUAAAAAUUAAUAAAUGUCAUUUUUGUAAAACUCAUCUCAAAUAUCUCGGUCAUAUAGUUUCAAAAGACGGUAUUCAACCAGAUCCUGAUAAACUUCGUGCCGUUCGUGAAUAUCCUGUUCCGACGAAAUUAAAAGCUGUUCGUUCUUUUCUCGGUCUUACAAGUUAUUAUCGUCGUUUUAUCAAAAAUUAUGCUACAAUUGCUGAACCUUUACUAGCACUUACACGUAAUUCUGAUUCAAAAUCAUUUCAAUGGACUCAAGCUUGUCAAGAUGCAUUUGAGUUAUUACGACAACAUCUGAUCGAAGCUCCAAUUAUUUCUUAUCCUCGAUUUGAUCAACCUUUUAUACUACAAUUAGAUGCUUCUGAUGUCGGUAUUUCUGCUAUUCUUGCUCAAAAAUUAGUUGAUGAUGAUAAUAUUACUCGUGAACAUGUUAUUGGUUAUGCUAGCCGUACAUUAUCACCAGCUGAACGAAAAUAUAAUGCAACCGAACGUGAAUGUUUAGCUAUUAUUUAUGGAUCUAAUUAUUAUCGACCAUAUCUUGAAGGUACCAGAUUUACUGCUGUUACUGAUCAUAAAGCUCUUAAGUGGCUCCAUUCAACUAAAGAUCUUAAUACUCGGUUAGCACGUUGGGCAAUUCAAAUUGCUGCUUAUGAUAUGGAUAUUCAACAUCGACCUGGUAGUGAGAAUGGUCCACCUGAUGCAUUAUCUCGUUAUCCUCUUAAUGGUACUGCUGAUGAUGAUAUUGAAUCUUCAUCUAUUAUUUCUUCAAUUUCAUCUAAUUUUCAUGAUACAAGUUACAAUGAUUUUUUAUCUUCUAUUCCAUCUGAUUCUGGUUCAUUAUUAUUACUUGAUUACUUUCGAGAAAAUUCAUUACCACCAAAUUCAUUAUCAAUUCCAUUAUCUUUACCAUCUAUUACUGGUCCACCAUCUAAUUCAACUAUAGCUAAUCUUCAUUUUGCUGAUAAUAUUAAUUUAUAUGAACAAAUUCGCACAGCUCAGUGGAAUGAUUCUUCACUGUUACCAUUAUUAAAUUUUCUUCAACAUCAAAUUAUACCAACAACUGAUAAUCUUAAUAAAUUUUACAGUUUAGCACGUUUACAUCGAGUGAUUGAUGGUGCUCUUUAUCGUAUAUUUCGUACUCAUUCAUCAUCUCAAGGUCAAGCAUCUAUUAUACCAUUAUCAUCUGAACGUAUACUUCUCGUUAUUCCUGCUUCAGAAGUACCUUGUGUUAUGAAACUUGCUCAUGAUCAUGCUACAGCUGCUCAUCUCGGUCGUCGUAAAACAUUAUCUCGAUUAAUUUCACGUUUUUAUUGGCCUCAUAUGCGUCGUGAUGUUACUAAUUAUGUACGAGCAUGUAUAUUAUGUCAACAAUACAAACCUAAUAAUCAAAAACCCGGCGGUUUAAUGAAACCUAUUAUUGUAUCGGAACCGUGGCAUACAGUUGGUAUUGAUAUUACUGGUCCGCUACCUAAAACUCGUCGUGGUAAUCGUUUUAUUCUCGUGGUGGUCGAUUAUUUUACCAAAUGGGUAGAACUUUUUCCACUUCAAUCUAUUAAAUCAACUAUUAUUGCACAAGUAUUUCUUGAUGAGGUUAUAUGUCGAUUUGGAUUCCCUAUUCGUGUUAUAUCUGAUAAUGGUGUUCAAUUUCUUUCUAAAAUAUUUAUUCAACUAUGCAAUAUACUUGGUAUUCAACAUCAACGCACACCUCUUUAUCACCCACAAAGUAAUUUAAGUGAACGUAUUAAUCGUACAUUAAAACCUAUAUUAGCAUCACUUGCUCAUAAUGAUUCAAAAUCAUGGGAUCUUAAAUUAUCACAAAUUGCAUUUGCCUUACGAACUGCUCCAAGUGAAUCAACAGAUAAUUCACCUGCUUUCUUAAUGUUUGGACGUCAUCCACGUCAACCACUCGAUCUACUUUUACCACCACCUGCUGUUUCUGAUAAUUUACCAUCUUCUGAAGAGUUAUCUGCUUAUCGUAAACAAUUAUUAACUGACUUAUUACCUGCUUAUACAACUGCACGUGAAUUACUAGAUAUUUCUCACCAUACACAAGCACGUAAUUAUAAUGUUCAUCGUCGUCCAUUAGCAUUUGAACCCGGUGAUUUAGUAUGGGUGACAAGUCUAUCCGGUAUUGCCAUGGGAAAAUGGCGUGGUAGUAAACUACAACCCAGACGCGAAGGUCCAUAUAAAAUUAUCACUAAAUUAUCAUCAGUUACCUAUGAAUUAGAACAUAUUAUAUCUCAUCAACGUUUAUCACCAAUACACAUAGAACGACUUACACCUUAUUAUUCGUUUACAACCAUCUCUUAA
Rotaria sp. Silwood1 is the source of this 2414-nucleotide messenger RNA. NCBI's taxonomy places the organism in Eukaryota, Metazoa, Rotifera, Eurotatoria, Philodinida, Philodinidae. The record is from the annotation of a GenBank genome assembly.